Messenger RNA from Echinostoma caproni, 234 nucleotides. NCBI's taxonomy places the organism in Eukaryota, Metazoa, Platyhelminthes, Trematoda, Plagiorchiida, Echinostomatidae. The record is from the annotation of a GenBank genome assembly.
AUGGAUCAGGGUGUGCUUUGGUCUUUCAAAUGUUCGUUUCGGAAACAUUCACUGGAAUAUGUUUUGUCUUUGUUCCAAGAUGCUCAACCUAGCAUGAAAUCCGAAGUGGGCAUGCAUCUGGUCAAGAAAGCCUGGGUGUGUUUGCAUCCGUAUGUACUGAUCAACGCUUUUAUACAAGUUGGGUUCAAACCCACAUUGACUCAGCCGAUGAUGCAGUCAGCAGAGGAUAAAUGA